Messenger RNA from Stegastes partitus (bicolor damselfish), 12785 nucleotides. RefSeq names its product spen family transcriptional repressor (gene spen). The record is from RefSeq and is a predicted model, not a curated record. NCBI's taxonomy places the organism in Eukaryota, Metazoa, Chordata, Actinopteri, Pomacentridae. Gene Ontology annotation, molecular function: RNA binding. The transcript has 15 exons. The coding region runs from base 211 to 10860 and encodes 3549 amino acids.
GCAAGAUCGCGCUUUAACAGUGAAGAGUAUCAAACAGCGUGCGGGGAUCCAGCCUAAUGGUUUACAUUGGGUCACAACGACCAGUCAAUGAUUUGCGCCAAGUAUCUUUCUUCUUGUCCAGCGUUUAUUUUGCAGCCCUUUUGUAUUUUGCACGGGGACAGACUGACAUAGCAAACUCAUCUGUAUGGUCGGGCGGCAGGAGCACACAGUAUGGUCCGGGAAACCAGACAUUUAUGGGUGGGAAAUUUACCCGAAAAUGUGCGAGAGGAGAAAAUUAUUGAGCACUUCAAGCGGUAUGGACGGGUGGAGAGCGUCAAGGUCCUGCCCAAGCGGGGUUCGGAAGGUGGAGUCGCGGCCUUUGUGGAUUUUGUGGACAUUAAAAGUGCUCAGAAGGCUCACAAUGCUAUCAACAAGAUGGGAGACAGAGACCUGCGCACUGAUUACAAUGAACCGGGCACAAUUCCUAGUGCAGCGAGGGGGCUGGACGAUAGUCUGUCCUUAGGCUCUCGUGGCCGGGAUGUAUCAGGGUUCACAAGGGCGGCGGGGGGGACCGUGUAUGGGCCCCCCACGUCGCUUCACAGCAGAGAAGGACGCUAUGAACGCAGACUAGACGGGACCGCUGAGAGUCGAGACCGGCCGUAUGAUCACGGUGCCUAUGGACAUCAUGAGCGUCCCGGUAGCAGUUUUGACCGUCAGCGGCACUAUGAAACAGACUAUUAUCGAGAUGCAAGGGAGAGGACUCUCAGCACGGCUGGGAGUGGGUCUGGCACCUCCAGUGGAAGCAGUACAACAGUGUCAUCAGGAGUCGGUGGAACUAUAGUUAGCGCCGUGGCUGGAAACACGGGAACAAGUGGAUCAGCAGGAGCAACGACGGGAGGAAGCGGAGGAUCCACGUCCAGUGGGGUCGGCUUCUACCGCUCCCACAGCAGGAGCCCCUGUCGCUUCGAGACACCAGAGCCUCGCUACGAGUCUCGCGCUAGGGAACCCUUUACUUUGGCCAGUGUGGUUCACAGGGACCUUUACCGGGAGGACAGGGGUCGGCGUGGGGAGCGGUCGUAUCGACACAGUCGUAGCCGGUCUCCACACUCGACGCAUUCGCGAAACCCCUCACCUCAGAGACUGGUGAGUCAGGCUACUCGCCCUCCACGCUCCCACAGCGGGUCAGGCUCUCGCAGCCGCUCCUCCAGUUCAGACUCAGUCAGCAGUACCAGCAGCAGCACAAGUGGCAGUGAUUCCAGCAGUAGCUCGAGUGACGACUCUCCGGCACGCUCGGUGCAGUCUGCUGCUGUUCCUGCACCCUCAGCACUUCCUUUAUCCUCCCUUGACAAGGAUGAACCACGUAAAAGCUUUGGCAUCAAGGUCCAAAAUCUUCCUGUGCGUUCUACAGAUACAAGCCUAAAGGAUGGUUUGUUCCAUGAAUUUAAAAAGCAUGGGAAGGUCACAUCUGUACAAAUCCACGGAGCUUCAGAGGAGCGCUAUGGGCUUGUCUUUUUUCGCCAGCAAGAGGACCAAGAGAAAGCACUUGGAGCAUCAAAGGGGAAGCUUUUUUUUGGAAUGCAAAUUGACGUCACAGCCUGGAAUGGCCCUGAGACAGAAAGUGAGAACGAGUUUCGACCACUGGAUGAGAGGAUUGAUGAGUUUCAUCCAAAGGCCACAAGGACAUUAUUUAUAGGAAACCUGGAGAAGACCACUACUUACCAUGACCUACUUAACAUCUUUCAGCGGUUUGGAGAAAUAGUGGAUAUUGACAUUAAGAAGGUGAAUGGAGCCCCACAGUAUGCCUUUCUACAAUACUGUGACAUUGCUAGUGUCUGCAAGGCCAUAAAGAAGAUGGAUGGGGAGUACCUUGGUAACAACAGACUAAAGCUGGGCUUUGGAAAGAGUAUGCCUACGACCUGUGUUUGGUUGGAUGGAUUAGCAUCAAACACAACUGAGCAGUUUCUGACUCGUCACUUCUGCCGCUAUGGACAUGUUGUCAAGGUUGUUUUUGACAGGAUGAAAGGAAUGGCCCUCAUUCUUUACAACAACAUUGAAUAUGCUCAAGCUGCUGUCAAAGACACAAAAGGCUGGAAAAUAGGGGGCAGUAAAAUUAAGGUGGACUUUGCAAAUCAGGAAAGUCAGAUGGCUUUCUAUCGUUCAAUGCAAGCGUCUGGGCAGGAUAUUCGCGACUUUUAUGAUAUUCUCUCUGAAAGAAGGGAGGAUCGACGAACCCAAUACGAGUUUCAAGCAGAAAGACAAUAUUAUGAAAACGUACGAACACCAGGAACAUAUACUGAGGAUCCACGGCGUAAAUACCCUGCUAGAAGUCGGGAGUUCUACACUGAAUGGGACCCAUAUCAGGGAGAUUACUAUGAUGCACAGUACUUUGAAGACCCUCGGGAAUAUCGGGAAUACAGAGCUGACCCUUAUGAGCAGGACAUUCGCAAAUACAGCUAUUUGCAGCGAGAACGUGAAAGAGAGCGGGAGCGCUUUGAAACAGAUCGUGGACGUGAUCAUGGGAGGAGGACCAUUGAGCGUAGCCAAAGCCCGUCUCACAUGACCACUCGUCGUCCUGCUAGCCCCACUGCAUCUCCUUCUCUCUCUGAGAGGAUACCAAGUGAUUCAGACCGACGUAUUUGUUGUCGAUCAUCUGAAAGAAGCGGCAGCUGCAGUUCAAUCUCUCCACCCAGAUUUGAAAAACUUGAAAAGACACGCUCUGAAAGGUAUAUUAAAACUGAAAAACUUGAAAAGGAUCGAGUUUUUGAAAUUGAAAGAGCGAAUUUAGUUGAAAAGGACAAGAGGACUGGACGAAAAGAUCGAGGGGACAAGGAAAAAAGUGAGAAACAGAGACUGAAGAAGCUUAAAGUUGCAUCACCUAUUACACAGACCUGUGAGACUGAACCUGAACUUGAAAGAGAUGUUAGCCCUGAGUCUGUUCUUCGAAGUAAGACCAGUAAAAUCCCAAAGGAAAGCUCGAGCAAAGGAAGGUUAGACCUUCUUCCUUGUGUGGUGCAGUUAACACGUGUUAAAGAAAAGGAAGGAAAAUUGAUCGGUCAUGCUGUUCAAGAAAAACAAAUACAGAGGGGUGGGAGUGACAGUCCUAGACUGGCAUCACCUACAGCUGACCAGAGGAGUCCUCCAUUCCGCACAGAAUCGUCAAAAGGUGAUAUCUCUAAGCACGGAAAGGCGCCCAGAGACAAAAAUGUGCACAGUUUAGUGGAGAUCACUGACAAGGAUGGUAAAAUCAAAUCCAAAAAACAUGGGAAAUCUGAAAUGGAAUUUGACAGUGGUAUUUCUGUGGAUAUUGACCGUUUAGCUGCAAGGAAAAGACGUUUUGAAGACUCUGGGAAAACUGACAGACAAAAGAGAAGCAGUGAAGAAGACCUUGGUAGACCUGGACUUUAUAAACUGUGGAACAAUACAAAGGAGACAGAUUUGGAUAAGAAUCUUUUGCUAAGAGGUUUGCAUAAAAAGGAGCACCACAAGGACAAAUGUGUUCGCAUGGUUUCAGUUAACAGUCCUAAAGAUGGACGAGACUGUGAAAGCAACUCCAUGGGCCUUCCUCUGCAACGACAGUCACAACUUGACGAGCUGCCUGAAGGUACUACCGAUCAGUUAGACUCUUCAUACCUCAAAAUGGAUUUAGAGGGCUCAAAAAGUGAAAACAGCUCCAGUCUCACAAAGAUGUCUGAUGAUUGUAGCCUUGAUUUGGAUGAAUUAAAAGAACAACAGAAACAGGGUUUGACUGAAAAUGAACAAGGGAGGGGGAAAUGCAGAGACUCUGAUGACGGAGAAGAACACUUUGUGCACAUUGACCAGACCAAUAUUUGCACAAAGCAGAAUGAACAGAGUCGAUGGCUCCGAUCCAAACUUGGCGAUCCUGAUAAGGUAGUCAAGUUUGAAAACCCACCAAACAAUGAGACUCAUGAUUUUGAAAAGGAUUACAUCCUACAUGAUGUUGGAAAAUCAAUUCAGGAUAUGGCCAGUGAAGACUUUUCUUGGUGUAAACGAAAAAAAUUAGAGAAUUUUGACUUUGAAAUUCUCAGAGUAAAGAGAGACCGCAACUUUGCAGGUUCCCAAAAGCUGAGUGAAGACAUAUACAGUAUACCAUCUUCAAUAGGAGCUGGUCAGUUUUCUGAAAACGAAGAAGAUGAAACUGCCCAGAUUUCUGUGUCAGUUACAAACAAAGUCAGAAAAUCCUCUCCAAUGACAGAUGAUAAAUUUUCACACACAGAGUCAUUGAAGAACAGCUUGGGCCUGACAGGCAGACAUUUUCAGUCACCUGACAACGAGCUCCCAAAACGUAAGACAUCCUUGCUCGGAUGUGAUGAGGAGUUAAUGCAACAUUGGGAAAGAAGGAUAAAGUCUGAUUCACUAAGAAUGGAAAUGACAUUCCCUAGUGAUAUUUCAAAACGUGAAAGCAUCCGCAAACGCCUUGGCCAGGACUUGGAACCUGGAGAGGUGCAGUCUGAUUCAGAUGAUGAUGGAGAAAGCAAACAUAUCUCUCCCAAGUCCAGUAGUUCCUUGUCUUAUAUCCUCAGGGACCGUGACGAGAGGAUGACGGACCUGAAGCUCUCAGGCUCCUUGGAAAAGAACAAGUUUUACUCAUUUGCUUCAGAUAAAACAAUAACUCCUGAUACAAAGGCACUCCUUGAACGAGCCAAGACAUUGUAUUCAUCAAGGGAAGAUAACUGGUCCUUUCUUCCUUCGCGCUUUCCAGCCUCCCACAGCUGUUCUGAUAAGGACAAGGUAGAGUUAGCACCUCGACCUAUUCCUUCUUGGUACAUAAUAAAGAAAAAGAGUCGUACUGACUCUGAUGAAAAGCUGCAUGAUAAAAAGGAAGAACUUAAACCGCAGGACCAAGAGCGCCAGGAAUUGUUUGCCUCCCGUUUCUUGCACAGCUCAAUCUUUGAACAAGACUCCCGCCGUUUGCAGCAUCUUGAACGUAAAGACCAAGAUUUAGAAACUGGAAGUGGAAGGCCCUUUACUAAGCCAGGUGCUACUGAGGCACAGCCUGAAUCAGGAGGAGGUGACAUCCCACAAGAGCCCAUAGUGCUUUUCCAUAGUCGCUUUUUGGAGCUUCAACAACAAAAAGACAAGGACCAUUCCCCACCCGAUUCUGAGAACGAUUCAAUCGUUGUGGAGAUUAAAAGAGAUGAAGUUCAGAAUUGUGAUAAUCUGAUGUCUAACAAGGAGUCUGAGCUAGUACUGAAGGCUGAUGAUAAAUCAGCCACCUCCCCAAUAACCUGGACGAUUGCACCGUUUGUGCCCUUCCCAAAAUUACUGUCUUCACCGGAAAAGAGAGAAGUUCUGACUCCAUCCUCAGAUCAGCCUGUGUCAUUUGUCAAAGAAGAGAAAGUGGAGCCAGUUCUUGAAGUAUCCUCAUCUCAUGCGCUUCCUGUGGAAGACUUCAAAGCAGUUGCUCCUAAGCUAACCAUAACGCCUGCAUUUGUCCUUACAGAACCAGAACAUGAUGUUGAAACAAAAGCAGAACUAAUUGAACCCAAAUUGAAAUGUGGUGAUAAUUUGACAGUGGAACGUAACUUUGCUGUUGAAGAUGAGCCUCUCACUCCUGGUGGUUCCUUCAGUGGUUUUGAAAGAGAGACUACAGAAUUUGCUUACUCUGACUGUUCAAAGAUUGAAGAAAAAUCAGAAACUGAUAAGACAGAACCUGAAAUUGAAAACCAGGAAACAAAGCACUUUGAGGAAUCUCAAAAAACUGAGACGGACAGCGAGGCAUGUAUGCCUCAGCUAGAGGCUGAAAUAAAACCAUUACCAAACCGCAGACAGCCAAAGAGUAAAAGGGCGAAAACUUUGUCAGUACUGCGUACUACACAACCUUCCCAAAUUGUCUCUGCUGAAAAACCUGCAACACGAAAGAGUGAACGGAUUGAUAGAGAGAAACUCAAAAGGGCCUCAUCCCCUCGAGCAGAAACACCGAAAAUAUCAUUUGAGUCUAAAACCACAUCUAAGUCACCAAUACAUGCUUCAGAUUCUGAACAAAAUCUUGAGUCAAGUUUAAUCCAUGGGAGAACUCGUCGGAGGAAUGUGAGGUCAGUCUAUGCCACGCUACACGAAGAUGACCAAGGUGGCAAAGAGGUAGUUGAGUCAUCACGCUGCAUGCGCAAACGGGCUGCUGACAGAGAACCAAUACAGCCAGAAGUUCAAAUUUCUACCAAUGCCAGGCGAGGACGCCCACCUAAGAGAGGUGUCAAACGAAGUGAAGAUGCAUCACCAGUGAAAGUGGAUCAGAAGAAAAUUAUGGAAGAAGACACAGAGGUCAAAGAGGCCUCAAGUACUGUAGAGGCUGUGAAAGCCUCUGAGGGAUGGCGUUCACCUCGCACUCAGAAAGUUCAACAGUCACCACUAACUUCAUCUGCUCCAGUUAACAAGAAAGGAGGUAGAAUAGACAAACCAUCUGGGAGCACAACACUGCUAGCUGAACAAGCUGAUAUGGCAAGUCAUGAUGAGUCUGACCUUAAGCCUAAAGCUGAUUCUGAACUGUUUGGCAAGUUAUCAGAAAGAGUGGAAAACUCUAGCUCACCAGUGCAUAGAAAAGAAAAAGAUUUAAAAGAAUCUGGAGGAAAGAAAUCUGCUGAUGAAGAUAUUGAAAAGAUAGAUACAAGCUCCUCUGAGAGGAGACAACAGGCUGAAAAGACUGUUAAAAUAAAAACUCCAAGGUUGAAACGAAAUACCAAGCAGCUCCCUGAAGAGAAAUCACACAGUUUAAAAAAUCUUGAGAUCCGUGUAAGUGUUGAUGACGUAAAAGGUUUACUUCGUUCAGAGGAUGAUGAAUCUGAGACUUUUGAAGGUGCUACUAUAACAAAAACCAAGACGGUAGUACAAGAAAGUGAAGGAACAAAGAUAAUAGGCUUUCCAAAAGAAUCCAAAGAGCUUGGUACACAGGAGAAAGAAGAUAUGCUUUCAGAAUCUGAACUACCUGCGGACCCAGCUGCACUAUUGGCACGACAGAUGGAACUAGAGCAGGCAGUUGAAAAUAUUGCCAAACUUACUGUUGAGCAACCUCCUCGACCAUACAAGGAACCACCUUCAGAGCCACCUGCUGUACUGCCUCCUGUCAUAGUCGAACCAGAAAGUGAGGUUGAGGAGGAGAAGCGGGCAAAUCCUGCAAGUGAAACUGAACUUGCAGCUGCCAUUGAUUCCAUAACAGCUGAAGAAACAUGUGGAGAUGCAGAUGGGUUUACAUCGCCUCCGACUUACACUGCUCUUGUUCCGACUCCUGAAUCCCUAAUAUCAUCCUCCUCCUCCAAUGAGAUUAUGGAACCUGAAACACACAUGGUGAUCAACAAUAUACUUGCAGGGGACUUAGAUGAUAGCCCUUUAACACCAAGCCCAAAAGGUCUAAUGGCAGAGUCUAAGUCAGCUGAAGAACCCAUUCUAGUUGAAACACCCAAGAAAACAGGCAAAGUUAGAGCCAAAACCCCGAAGAAGUCGAGAAGUCGCAAAGGUGCAGCUAACAAGAAAGGGGAUGCUGCUGAAGAGGUAUUACAAUCAGAGCCUUCCCCAGUCAAGUUACCUGAGUCAAUCCCAGAGGACCCAGAAACCAUUAAUUCAAAAGCAGUUACUGUUACAGCUGGGGCAACUGCAGCAGCUUCUGUGGUCACUGCUGUUGCAACUUGUAGGCGUGACGUUACAAGUGCUAUAACUGUAGACACGCCCAAAGAGGCAGAACAGCCAGAAGUUGAACAGCCUGUACCCAAAGAAUCGGCCUUUCAUUCAGGCACAAGCAACAACUCCAAUUCUAAAAAGCAUCCCCAAGCAGCAGAACCAUGCACUCCUACGUUUGCUCCUCCUGCUCGCCCACAACAUCUGUCCCAGUUUAGUGUACCCUUGCUGCGGCCUGCCAAAAUGCCACUUUCACCUGACUGGCCUCAGAGAUCUGAAGAAAGCAGAAUCUAUGUUGCUCCUUCAUGUCAUGUCACAGUGGUGACUCCUUCUAUACCAGCAUCAACUGCACUUGGCACUACUUCAGCAAAUCCUCCAAUGCCCCCUGACACCAAGGCCUCUGAUAUUGACCCUAGUUCAAGCACCUUAAGAAAAAUCCUAAUGGAACCUAAGUAUGUGUCUGCAUCAAACAGCAAUUCUAUACCUACCACUAUGGUCACAUCUGCAUUGCCAGAUCCUUCACGGAUGUCAGAGAAUGAAAAUCCCUCUGAUACAGUGGUUUCAAGACAGUUACAUCCUGAAGAGAGACCUCCAUUACCACCCCAGCCCAUACACCAUAAACCAUCUCCACUGACAGAGUCUCAACAGAACUGUGGAGACAAGACCCAGCAUACAGUUAUUUCUCCUGCUACCUCAGUAAUAAGUCGAAUUCCAAUGCCUUAUGAUACAGAAGAAACUCCACGAAUUUCCCUUAGCAACCGAAGCAUUGGCCUAUCCAUUCCCAAGCAAAAAUUUAGAUCCAACUCAAAUGAGAAUAAUCGCUGCCAUGGCAUGGAUAUAGUAGAGGGUAGUGCGAGAGGGCGCUCUGUUGUGGAGACCACUCCCUAUAAUGCAGGCACCAGUCCUGGCCUAAGAGUCAUUACAUCAGAGGGUGUUGUUGUUCUCAGUUACUCGGGUCAGAAAACCGAAGGACCUCACAGGAUGAGAGCCAAAAUCAGUCAAAUUCCUCAAGCCAGUGCUGGUGAUAUUGAGUUUCAGCAGUCUGUGUCCAAAUCUCAGAUAAAGCAAGACCCGCUCAUCACAUCAUCCCAGUCACCUACAGCAAAAGUAACCCCAACUCCCUCAGCUUAUGGGCACACAGGUGUUCUUUUGACUGGACAGUCCUAUAACUCUCAACCGGUCAUUUCCAGUACCAAGCAGGAGAGCCUUGGAUGUGACAAAUCUGAAGCUCCAUAUCACACAGCAUCCCAGGGUGGUGUGGUGAAGAUGUUUCAACAGCCAGUUAGUUCCCCCCAAGUCUUGAUGUACAACCAAGCUGUGAUACAACAGCAGCAUGGCAAGCGAGGGCUGGGGACAGAACCUCUACCAAAAAAGAUGGACAUUGGCAAAGCUGUCCAGCAGUCUAACCUUAGCCCCGUCAUGAGUCCCCACCACCCGUCACUUUCUGGAACCCGCAUGAGCCCCAGCCCAGGCAUUGCAAAUGAUCGGUCAACUCUACACCUCAAGCAAGAACCCCAGUCUCCACGAACAGCUGUUCACUCUCCUUCACCCUUUGUCAAAGCCUGUCCUCCGAGCAGUUCGCCUAUCGGAACUUCUGUUGUUCUGGGUCACAGCAUGCCACCAAUGUCUACUUAUCAUUCUAGUAUGCAUCAUUCACAUGCAGAACAGUCCUCUGUCAUAAUUCAGCCUCACAGUGUCACUCAGUCAAUGGCUCAUGAAGCCAGAAUGAACACCCCACCAAUAUCUGGGAUAAAUUAUGGAAGGCGAGGCGAUUCCCUUUCUUCACCCCACCCAGGACCCCCACAGCGCUCAAACACGCCGCAGCCUAAUGUCAUUCGUGAUAUGGUACUCCAGUCUCAUUCCAGUCCCCAAGGGUCAGUGUCAGGUGGAGGUGGCAACAGUGUAAGUGAAGAGGAGCCCAGACAUUUUAACCAAGCCCUUAGUAGACCUUCGGUUUCCCAGCUCCAGUCCGAUGUAAUGAUGAUUCACAGUGAUCACAGAGGGCUCCACCCAAGCAUACGCAUGGACCAGUACAGAGAUAUGCACCAGCGCAUCCUCAUGCACCAGCAAUUGGGAGAGCAGGCUGCUGUGGAGGCAAGACAGUCACGCAACUCGGAGACGGGAGCAACGUCUUCAAGCAGCAUCUCUGGGCCUUCAAAGAGUCCUAUACUGGGAAAGACCAUAGAGCUUUCAACAAAAGAACCUCUUAAACCACUAGAAGGAAAGCUGAUACAUCCAUCCUCCAACGAAAGUAGAAUCCGGGGAGUCCAUGCAUCCAGUCCUGUCAUGGUGUCUCCCCACCCUCAUGGAGUUCAGCUGAUGCAUCCUGGAGGUGCAGGCUCCUUUCCGGUUUAUCGGGACAUGCGGGGCUUCCCAUCCCAGUUUCCAGGACACAACCUGGCUAACCAAGGCAUUACAUCUUCACAGGUCCCUCCAGAGCCUGAGCUGGGUAACAGGGGUAAAAUGUCUCAGUCACACGGGGGAGGAGGUGAUUCCAAGCCUGAGAGCUCCCAUCUUCGCCACGCUACCUCUUCGGACCUCUCACACAUUUCCAGAAUAACAGGGGAUACAGUCUCGCCCUCAUACCAGUCUCCCAUGAUGUCUCCUAUGGGUCUUGCUCACAAGCCAGAUCUGUCUUUACAGAAAGGCCCUCCAGCCUUCCUCCCUACUCCCCCAGCACUACCCCCAUCGAGUUCACUACAGCCACGGUCUGAUGCUAAGCUGGAACAUUCAGGACAUCGUUCCAUUGACAUGGUGCAACUUUUGACGAAAUAUCCUAUUGUAUGGCAGGGCCUGUUGGCACUGAAAAACGAUCAGGCUGCCGUCCAGUUGCACUUUGUUUCUGGCAACACCAUGCUGGCCCAGCGCUCCCUGCCACCCCCAGAGGGAAGUUCUCUUCUCCGCAUUGUCCAGAGGAUGAGGCUCGAGGCUUCCCAACUGGACAGUGUGGCGCGCAGAAUGACUGUGGAAAAUGACUAUUGUUUGCUCCUGGCUCUACCCUGUGGUCGAGACCAAGAAGAUGUCCUUGGUCAAACCCAAGCCUUGAAGAGUGGCUUCAUCACCUACCUGCAAGCCAAACAGGCAGCUGGCAUCAUCAAUGUGCCCAACCCUGGCUCCAAUCAGCCAGCUUAUGUGGUGCAGAUUUUCCCACCCUGUGAAUUCUCGGAGAGCCACCUUUCACGCCUGGCCCCGGACCUUCUCAACAGCAUCUCCAGCAUUUCCCCUCACCUCAUGAUUGUUAUUGCCUCUGUUUAAUUACCUUCAUAUUUUUCCAAACAAAGCCAACACCAGCCCUUUUGGACUCAUCCAGUUUGUAAACUGGAAUUGCCUCAUAUUUUUAUGAGUUUGACUUUUUUUAGAAAAAAAAUCUCAUUUAGCAUGAGCUCACCUUUUCUCCUUCACUUCACCAAGUCCUUAAGUCACCCAGUGAUGAUGAAUUCCAAAAACUCUACCUUUACGCGGAGGAUAUGAAGGGUCGAACGGGAAUUUUUGACGAUCACUUCUGAUUGCUCAUUUCAUUUUUGCCAUUUUUGGAGGUGUUGUGCAUAGCCUUUUCUAAUUCAUAGCAUUCAUAAAGCUAUGGAUGGAGACCUUCCAAUGGGAUAUUUUUUACCUUCAUAAAAGUGAUUGUGAUUUCUUUUUUUUCCCUUUUUUUUAAGACAAUGUGAGAAGUCAUUGCACUAUGUUAAGCAAAAAUUGUGAACUCUGUACAGAUUUGAGUAUACGAUGAUACAUGUUAUGGAAUUAUUCUCGUGAUCAGUCAUGCUUGUGCAAGAUAAUAGAAAAUCACUGACUGGAAAAUGAUCAACAAUCAUUUCAGCCUGAUCGAUCAUCCUGCUUUCGCUCCGCCACCAUCAGCAAAUUUCUACUUCAUUCCCGGACUCAACUCUCCAUCCCGAAGUGUUCCCUGCCCCAGGAACACGUGAGGGGACGUUUAGAGUUGUACAGUUUACACUCAAUGCCUCAACAGGGGACUAUAUAAAGAAUAUUUAAUUUGUUUAUUUUUGUUUGCAUCUUCUUUAAACCUAAGGGUAUUGUGGACAAUUGUGAAACUGUAAAUAUUAUAAAUAUUUAAAGACUGAAGCAAUGUGGAGAGACCAAGUGAAUUAUUUUACACGACAGAUCAUCAAAUCUUUCUUUCUUUCUUUCUGAAGGGGCAAGAAUGGGCAACAGUGAAAAGGAUCUGUACAGGAUCCCUGAGUGAUGUUCUAUAAAAAAAAAAAUGUUCAUUGAUUAUGUGCCAAAAUGUCUUUUUGCAAAUGCUAAACACGCGCAAUGUAUCUAAAACUACAUUUGAUGGGAACCUAUUUUCAUAUGUGACUUUGUAUUUUGUCAUUCAAAGGACAGACUUGAUUCCUUUUUUUUGGUAUUGUUCAUCAGCCCGGUUCUGUUACGACAGUGCUUUUACGUUAUGAAAGCGUAACUUCUUUUUGAAGGAGCUGUUGUACUGUCGGGGUUGCGUUUCUCUUAUGUAUUCCUGUUUUCCUUCUCCCCUAUGUGGUCCUGUACUGCCCCCUGCUGACAGAAAAUCACUUUUAAUUUUUUUUUGAAGACUGCACCCUGAGGUCAUUGAAGUGCAAAUUUCGUGCCAGAUGUGCUAUAGCAUGCUUUAUUUUGAAAUCUUAAAGGGUAAAGUAGGAUCAUAAAGGCAAAGAAUGUGACUUAAACUUGACAUCAUGCCGCUAAUGGAUGUGUUUAUCAUCUGUCUCCAUCCCUCCCCUUAACUGUCUUCUUGAGCCAAGCUGUAAAUAAUAAUGUCCUUAAUCUGUGCUCUUGUGUAUUUUUCCCAUUUAUAAUUGUCUUUCUUCAGGGUCUUUAUUUUUGUUUUGUGCAACAAAACAAAGCAGUCUGAAAGAGACGGGAGAUGAGGUGUGUGAAACCGAUGCUGAAAGUAAAACCAUGCUUGUCAGUUUUGUGGUGUAAAUAUUUGUAUGACUGCAAGCUGAAUACUCUCAUGGUUAUGUUGAAGGCACUUAUAAUUUUGAUAAACAAAUUAGAAGAAAAUACAAAAAAAAAAAAAAAAAAGCCCAAUCUUAAAACGGUGAUUAAUAUGAAAACUGUCUUUUGAUCAAUCUUCAUUUUGAGUGUAUUUUGCUGUUCCUCCAUGAGGACAUUUUAAACUGUAAAAUAAAUGGUUGUUUAACUUACUUCUGAAGAUCAUUAAAUGGUCCGUAACUCUC